CUGCUCGCUCCCACUCAGCCAGGCUUGUUGAGCACAGCGGAGCACAGCAGACCCCCUCUGGACAGCAUGGCACUCACACAGGACCCCAACUUCCUCAAGCUGCAGGAGUGGUACAAAGCCCACGCCCUGCAACUCAACAUGAGGCACAUGUUCGAGGCCGACAAGGAGAGAUUCAACAAGCUCAGCCUCACACUGAACACUAAGGAUGGAGACAUUCUUCUGGAUUACUCCAAGAAUCUGGUCACAGACGACGUCAUGAAGAUGCUGUUUGAUCUGGCCAAGUCCAGAGGAAUUGAUACCGCCAGAGAGAAGAUGUUCAAAGGAGAGAAGAUCAACUUCACUGAGGACCGGGCUGUGCUCCAUGUGGCUCUGAGGAACCGCUCCAAUACCCCCGUCAUGGUUGGUGGCAAGGACGUGAUGCUUGACAUCAACAAGGUCCUGGAGAAGAUGAAGGGCUUCUGCCACAGAGUCCGCAGCGGCGAAUGGAAGGGCUACACAGGAAAGGCCAUCACAGAUGUUGUUAAUGUCGGCAUUGGAGGAUCUGACCUUGGCCCCCUGAUGGUGACUGAGGCCCUGAAGCCUUACUCUAAGGAUGGACCGCGUGUGUGGUUUGUGUCCAACAUUGACGGAACGCACAUCGCCAAAACCCUGGCACACCUCAAUGCUGAGACCACCCUCUUCAUCAUCGCAUCCAAGACAUUUACCACCCAAGAGACCAUUACCAACGCUGAGUCGGCCAAAGAAUGGUUCCUGGAACACGCCAAAGAUAAAGCUGCUGUUGCCAAGCACUUUGUGGCCCUGUCUACAAACGCUCCCAAAGUGAAGGAUUUCGGCAUCGACACAGAGAACAUGUUUGAGUUCUGGGAUUGGGUUGGUGGUCGUUUCUCCUUGUGGUCUGCGAUUGGCAUGGCCAUUGCCCUGCACAUUGGCUUCGACAACUUUGAGAAGCUUCUUUCAGGAGCUCACUGGAUGGACAACCACUUCCGCACCGCUCCUCUGGAUAAGAACGCGCCUGUCCUGCUGGCUAUGCUGGGCAUCUGGUACAUCAACUUCUUCCAUGCUGAGUCGCACGCCAUGCUGCCCUACGAUCAGUACAUGCACCGCUUCACUGCCUACUUCCAACAGGGAGACAUGGAGUCCAAUGGAAAAUAUAUCACUAACAAGGGAGCACGUGUCAACUACCACACUGGGCCAAUAGUGUGGGGCGAGCCAGGAACCAAUGGGCAGCAUGCGUUCUACCAACUCAUCCACCAAGGAACACGUAUGGUGCCCUCUGACUUCCUGAUCCCUGCUCAGUCCCAGCAUCCCAUCAGAGACAACCUGCACCACAAGAUCUUGCUGGGCAACUUCUUGGCCCAGACCGAGGCCCUGAUGAAGGGUAAGACCACAGAGGAGGCCAAGAAAGAGCUGGAGGCCAGCGGCGUGAGUGGAGCCGAUCUGGAUAAGAUCCUGCCUCAUAAAGUCUUCCAGGGAAACAGACCAACCACCUCAAUCAUCUUCAAGAAAGUGACACCUUACACACUUGGAGCACUUAUAGCGAUGUAUGAACACAAGAUCUUCGUCCAGGGUCUAAUGUGGGAGAUCAACAGUUUUGACCAGUGGGGAGUGGAACUGGGCAAACAGCUCGCAAAGAAGAUCGAGCCCGAGCUCAAGGACAAGGCAGAGGUCCACUCCCACGACUCCUCCACCAACGGACUCAUCAACUUCCUCAAGAAGAACUUUUCCUGAGCUGAGUCACAGUCUCCCCCCCAUGACGUCCACGUAACUCCACAACAUUAACCAGCCUCAUGAGCUGCAUGAGCUGCAUGAACAGGAGACUCACAGAGGCAGCCGGUCACUCCCACACAGGGGAGCUGCAGCCUCGUUAUUGAUAUCGUGACUGUCUCCAGUGAUGUUUUUUUCUAUGUUUGUUACAGUAGUUUAUCACUAUGAGGGAAACGCUUUUUGUAUUAGAGUGUCGUGGAUGGACGUACGAUAUAUGCCUCUCCACUGUCAUAAGAAAUUAAGUUUCUGAAAUAAAUAUCGUCACACAAUA
Molecule: messenger RNA, 2035 nt
Organism: Hippoglossus stenolepis (Pacific halibut)
Lineage: Eukaryota; Metazoa; Chordata; Actinopteri; Pleuronectiformes; Pleuronectidae
Gene: gpib
Product: glucose-6-phosphate isomerase b
Exons: 18
Coding region: 67-1728 (553 amino acids)
Biological process (GO): gluconeogenesis; glucose 6-phosphate metabolic process; glycolytic process
Cellular component (GO): cytosol
Molecular function (GO): carbohydrate derivative binding; monosaccharide binding; glucose-6-phosphate isomerase activity
Source: RefSeq, a predicted model, not a curated record